AGUGCUUUACCGCAGUAUCACUACAUUUCUGCACCACUCAUCAAAACUCUGCGGCAUGCAGGCUAUAGCUCGAGGGGAGGGCACUUAUUAGGUCUGUCCUGGAUGCUCCCUCUCAUCAGACCGGCCUCUCUACAGUUUUUUACUUUCAUUUCCAACCAUCUGUUUAGCACUGAGCGUCUGAGUUCAUCAUUUCUAAUUUUUGGCUUCUUUUUUGUUUUUUGUUACCGGUGUCAGGGGCAAUUGUUGCAACCUCUAGUGUAGAGCAAUUGCAACGCAACUUUUGUAGGUUAAAAAAACAACAAAACUAAUUUAGAACAGAAUGGCAAAGGAUGGAGAGAAAAGCGAAUGGAAGGAGUGUGUUUGGAACCCAAGGACCAGGGAGUUUCUGGGCAGAACGGCGAGCAGCUGGGGUCUCAUCAUCCUCUUCUAUAUAGUUUUCUACCUCUUCCUGGCGGGCCUUUUUGCUCUCACCAUGUACAUCAUGCUGCAGACCCUGGAUGACCACAAACCCACCUGGCAGGACCGCCUUUCUACACCAGGUUUAGUGAUCAGGCCCCAUCAUGAACCUCAGGAAACCAACGAUAUCAUUUACACCAUUCAGAAAACUGAGAGCUGGGACAAGUUCCCUCAGAAGCUAGAUGAGUUCCUGUCAUCCUACAACGACUCCAUCCAGGCCCAGAAAAACCACGAGUGCACCCCGGAGCAGUACUUUCUGCAGGAGGACAGCGGCGAGGUGAAGAAUAACCCGAAGCGCUCCUGUCAGUUCAACCGCACCAUUCUGGAGGAAUGCUCCGGACUCCAGGACCGUAGCUAUGGAUACCAGGAGGGCAAGCCGUGCAUCAUCAUCAAGCUGAAUCGGGUGAUUGGUAUGCUGCCAGGAAAGGAUGGACAGCCUCCGUCUGUCACCUGUGGUGCAAAGAAAUACAAAGUUGGCAAGGACGAAUGGAGAGACGACUCUGACAAAAUUGGGGAGAUGCUUUACUUUCCUUCCAACGGCACCUUCGAUCUGAUGUACUACCCUUACUAUGGAAAGAAAGCUCAGGUGAAUUACUCACAGCCUUUGGUCGCCGUCAAGUUCCUUAACAUCACCGUCAAUCAAGACGUCAACAUUGAGUGCAAGAUAAACUCCAACAACAUCCCCAUUGGAAAUGAAAGAGACAAGUUUGCUGGUAGAGUGUCUUUCAGGCUGAGGAUCAACUCCGACAAAUAGUCUGCACCUCCCCUACAAAACCCAGAAUUUUUCUCCCCCUCUCUCAUCGUCUGCAAACAGACAGAAAAAUAAAAACCGCAGCAUUCACACCCCUCCUGCGUGUCGAUUGCACCCUCCUUUAGCACGAGCACGAGAGGGUGGAAAUGCUGCGGUCAGUUCUGUCAGUGAGCUUUCAAAAUGUUUAUUUUCUGUAAAUUAGUUUGAGGUGACCUCUAUUUAUACUGCAUGAUAAACUAGGGGAUAUAAACAGGACGUGCUUUUGUUUUUUGUUUUCAGUAUUUGCAAGCAAUCUCACCACGUUUGCAGUGUUUGCUGCUCACCUCCCGCUGCUUCCUUCGGGUAUUCCUCUAUAUAUCUGAAUAUACACAAUCUACAAUACAAGAAAGUGUAUAUCUACAGUAUUAUAUGACAUCAUAACCUUAUAUCGGUCUGUCUAUUUUGUUGCACUUGAAAGAAUAGCCCAACAAACCUGCAUAUAUCUCCGUAGAUGGAUGGAGAGAUGAAGCCAUUUGCAUGUGUGUGCUGUCUUAAGUGUGCUUUUAAAAGGUGCACUGUGUCCCACCUCUCUGCUCUAGUUAAUGUUAGGUGACUGACCACCAGGAAGGACCACAACACAAGCUUUAAGCCUCAGUGCAUAUUUCCAAAAAAGAUUAAGCUUGUUUUUUUAUGUUUUCUGUUAGAGUGUAUGUGCGUGUGCAUUUCAUUUCCAUAUUCCAUCUCUUAUUGUAGGUCGGGAAGUUGCAUGCAAUGUGCAAUAUUCAUUAAGAGGCAUUCAUUAUGAAUGCAUGUAUCCAUUCAUCAGAUGGCUCUCCUGUGGCAUAUCAUUUACCCUGAAUGUUUAAACUUUGAACCCAGAGCAGCUGCUGAUAAAACAAACAGGAACAUUUUUCUGUGAUGUUUAAACACGGACACAUUUAUCAUAAAACAAUAAAAAGGAUUCCCAACAUGCAGGGUUUUUCUAGAAAAGACAUGAGUUUUUUUUUUGGACAACAUUUAUUCAUUUUUCUUUCCUCUCACUGUACAGUGUCAUUUCUGAAGGUAAACCCAAAGCUAUAUGUCUUGUAGAUUCAUUGUUUAUUUAGUCAUUAAAACAUUAUUAUUUAUUUUUCUCUUUCUCUCAUGUUUCUCUCAUCCAUCUAUUUCCUUUAAACCGGGAAUAGAUGUCAUUGUCACAUUUUUUAUUGUUUUGCACUUGAAAUGUGCUUUUUAUUCCUUCUUUUGUGAAGCUGAAUUCAUUUAAUAAAAGCACUUGCAGUUUUUGGAGGAGGA
Messenger RNA from Cyprinodon tularosa, 2479 nucleotides. It is a transcript of the gene atp1b2b, whose product is annotated as ATPase Na+/K+ transporting subunit beta 2b. Gene Ontology annotation, molecular function: ATPase activator activity. Gene Ontology annotation, cellular component: sodium:potassium-exchanging ATPase complex. NCBI's taxonomy places the organism in Eukaryota, Metazoa, Chordata, Actinopteri, Cyprinodontiformes, Cyprinodontidae. Gene Ontology annotation, biological process: intracellular sodium ion homeostasis; sodium ion export across plasma membrane; potassium ion import across plasma membrane. The record is from RefSeq and is a predicted model, not a curated record. The transcript has 8 exons. Bases 320 to 1210 code for a protein of 296 amino acids.